This is a messenger RNA of Triticum dicoccoides, 1671 nucleotides long. Its product is annotated as putative F-box protein At5g60060. Gene Ontology annotation, molecular function: protein binding. The record is from RefSeq and is a predicted model, not a curated record. The coding region runs from base 91 to 1314 and encodes 407 amino acids. The transcript is spliced from 2 exons. NCBI's taxonomy places the organism in Eukaryota, Viridiplantae, Streptophyta, Magnoliopsida, Poales, Poaceae.
CUCCACUCUCGCACGGCAUCAGCAGCACCAGGUGCGGCGCGGCGCGGACGGCGAAUCGACCCCCGCCCCCGGCGAGGUCUCUCUGGACUGAUGGCAGAAGAGAAGAAACCACAAUUGCUGCCACCAUCGCCGUGGUCAGCCCUCCCGCUGGACCUAGCAAGCCUGGUGCUCAGCCUGCUCCCCGUGUAUGCCGACCGCGCCUGCUUUGCCGCAGUAUGCCCGCAGUGGCGUGCCGCUGCGAGGCAGGUCCAGCCGCCACCACUGCCGUUGCUGGCACUUCCUGAUGGCACCUUCUACAGCCUCAUGGACGACAAGCCCUUCCGCUUCCCUGGCUGUGGCUUCGCAGUGUACGAGAAUGUCUGUGGCAGCUGGCUCGUCUUCUCCCGCGAUGACGGUUGCUUCCUGGUCAACCCCUUCUCUGGAACCACUGUGACGCUCCCUGCUCUCUCGAGUGUCCGACUACGGCCUCCAAAUGCGGUUGCGAAAUACAAAUGGUCAGAUGUUGGAACGGCAAAAUGCCCCUACAUCACAUGGAUGCAUAUCAAUGACUCAGAGAAGCUACACAUUACCAAGCUAAUCAUGUGCUCGUCAAACCUUGUUGCUGCACUUGUUGGCAUUGGACACACCAGCCAGAUUCUAAUGUGCCAGCCAGGGGCCUUGUCGUGGUCAGUACGCGCUUACAAUCAGUGCAAGGAUUUCCAAGACAUGUCAUUCUACCAGGGAAAGCUCUACACCGUUGCCAAGGACGAGAACCUCCUUAUGGUGAACAUCAGCCAGGACCAUAGCACCGGCGAUCCACAGGUUUCUCGGAUUGGACAAGUCAUCAAGGGUGAUUCUCCUCCAUGGUAUUCACGUGUGUUCGAGGACAACAGUAAGGCCUACAAGAAGCUCUACCUAGUUGAAUCGUGUGGGAUGCUUCUGAUGGUACGAAGGACGAUUUGGUGUCAGGUUCCUGAACCUGGAGGGGAUGAUAAAGUUAUGGCUGGAAAGAAUGAGUUUGAGGUUUUCGAGGCUGACUUUGAGCAUUCACGGUGGGUCAAGGUGUCGACCGUGGGGGGUGACCAAGUGCUGUUUCUGGGGCGAAGGUCCUCGAGGUCCAUGUCCGUGUCGCAGUACGGGUUGCCGGGCAAUCGCAUCUUCUUCUUGGACGAUGAUGAGGAUAAUCGCAUAGAGUAUGCCUAUGAUGAGGAGAACACUUCUUUCGGCAUCUAUUCCAUGAGAUUCUGCAGCAUCCGUUCCGGUGCUCCAAAUAUUUCCUGGAAGCGCUGCGCUGAGAUGUAUCUGGCAGCAUGGCUCUUCCCUGAGGACCGUUGAGAGGUUCUUACAUUGUUAGCCCGUUAUCGCUAUGCAAGCUGCUCCCAGGUUAUCUGACCAUGCUUAGGGAUGUUCUCGCUCUGUGGUUAUUCUGCAAGCUGCUCACCGAUGCAUACGGUGGUUCCCCUACCUACAGGCCGUGAAAUGCAUUGGUAGAAAUUAUAUGAACUUUGGUAUUCUGUUAAGUGCCGUGUUCCACCAGUGCUUGCCUGAACUUCUAGUACUAUGAAAGCUGCAAGCUUCCAGCUACUGUGGAAUGUUGUGCUGAUGCAUGAUCUUUGUCAUGGCACGGCAUGGUCUUUGUUGUCACCCUGUAGCAAGUAACUAGCUCUUGAACGUUAGAUUGUUUCCUGCUCA